Molecule: messenger RNA, 1270 nt
Organism: Nicotiana tabacum (common tobacco)
Lineage: Eukaryota; Viridiplantae; Streptophyta; Magnoliopsida; Solanales; Solanaceae
Product: protein ANTHESIS POMOTING FACTOR 1
Cellular component (GO): Set1C/COMPASS complex
Molecular function (GO): protein binding; chromatin binding
Source: RefSeq, a predicted model, not a curated record
AAAACUAUUACAAUAAUUUUUCUGAGAAAUUUCUUUCUCUCGCUCUGAUUAAAGUUUCUCAUAUAAGAAGAUGACGGCACUAUCGGAGCUCAACGAUGACAUUGUUCGUAGCAUGACCGUAGCAUCAGUCUUCUCAGAUUUUGGCGGGCAGAUAAACUCACUUGAUUUUCAUCGGAAAGAAGAUUUGCUGAUAACUGCAAGUGAGGAUGACUCAAUUCGACUUUUUGACAUUGCCAAUGGGAAGUUGCUGAAGACUACAUAUCAUAAGAAGCAUGGAGCUGAUCGAAUAUGCUUUACCCACCACCCUCACUCUGUUAUAUGCUCUUCAAUACACAACUUGGAUUUGCAUGGAGAAUCUUUGCGGUACCUAUCCAUGUAUGAUAAUCGAUGCCUUCGUUACUUUAAGGGACAUAAAGAGAGGGUUGUGUCACUGUGUAUGUCUCCAGUUAAUGACAGCUUCAUGUCUGGUUCUCUUGACCAUAGUGUCAGAAUCUGGGAUCUUCGUGUAAAUGCCUGCCAGGGGAUUUUGCGUCUAAGAGGUAGGCCUGCAGUUGCUUAUGACCAACAAGGCCUUGUCUUUGCAGUGGCAAUGGAAGGGGGUGCCGUCAAAUUGUUUGAUUCAAGGUCGUACGACAAGGGACCCUUUGAUACCUUCCUAGUUGGUGGGGACACAGCUGAGGUUUGUGACAUAAAAUUCAGCAAUGAUGGAAAAUCAAUGCUCUUAACAACUACUAGUAACAGCAUCUAUGUCCUUGACGCCUAUGGAGGAGAGAAGCGGUGUGGGUUUAAUCUGGAUCCCUCUCCGACAGCAAUGGAGGCAACCUUUACACCAGAUGGCCAAUAUGUUGUUUCAGGUUCAGGAGACGGAAACUUGCAUGCGUGGAACAUCAACACACUAAAUAAGGUUUCUAGCUGGGAUAGCCACAUAGGCGUCCCGUCCUGCUUGAAAUGGGCGCCAAGAAGAGUAAUGUUUGUUGCUGCAUCAUCAGUUCUUACCUUUUGGAUCCCUAAUCAUGGAGGUGCUGGUGAUGCCGCUGGAGCCCAGACAGAACAAGUUACUCUUCAAUGACGUUUUCUAGUGUUAAAAUCUUUUGUUGUAUACUUUUCAUAUAUCGUUACAUGUGUAUUUGUAUACCCUUGAGCUGCUUAAAUCGAAACUUGGUCAGCUGAUCCCCUCUUGGGAGUUUGUUAUCAUUCUUGGUUCUUCUUAGCGCUUUCUAUAUCCCAAGGUUUGAUAUUAGGGUCUUUGAGUGACCAUCUCGAUAUUUUA